Messenger RNA from Physella acuta, 1817 nucleotides. RefSeq names its product 46 kDa FK506-binding nuclear protein. The record is from RefSeq and is a predicted model, not a curated record. Gene Ontology annotation, molecular function: peptidyl-prolyl cis-trans isomerase activity. Gene Ontology annotation, cellular component: chromatin; nucleolus. NCBI's taxonomy places the organism in Eukaryota, Metazoa, Mollusca, Gastropoda, Physidae.
CGCGAAAUAAAUAAUUUCCGGGGCUUAGGCUUUUUAAUUUACUUCUUCAGCUGGAGAUCAUUUCCUCGAAAGAGUGCGAGAAAAGCAUGGUGGUGAUAUCUGACGUUAACAACAUGUUUUGGGGUGUAACACUUGAUGGCGGAAAGCGCUACUCUCAACAUGUGACCAAGGGUUUUCAUAUCUCCAUGGCGGCCCUAGAAAAAGACAAGCCAAAUGAAAAUGUACAAGUAAUGCUGCAGCAAGAGUCCUCAGAGUUCUUGCUGUGUACAUUAAACAGUACAAUUCUGCAACAACCACUUGACCUUAACUUUGCUCAUGGAGAGAAUGUUACUUUCAGUUUAAAUGGUUCAGGAGUUGUCCAUUUAACAGGAUACAUCAUAGAAGAGGAGCCAUUUGAUGACUCUUGCUGUGACUCUGAAGAAGAAGCCCCUUCUCUGGUAGAUACAUCUGCUGAACUUAGUAUGUCAGGUGGUAAAAAGAGAAAAGCUUUGGAAUCUCAAAGGCUAGCUAAAAAAAUUAAAAUGCUAUCAGAUAGUGUUGGAGAUGAGGAUGAUGACGAUGACAGUGAAGAUGCAGACUACAGCAUAGAUGAUGAAGAAGAAGAUGAAGAGUUCUCAGAUGAUUUUGAAGAAGAUGAAUUUGGAGACAGUGAUUCAGAUGAUGAUGAUGCUUGGUAUUCGGUUUUUGCAGAUGAUGAUGAUGAUGAAGAUGAAAGUGAUGAAGAAGAAGAAGAGUCACCAAAGAAAAAAGAAAAGGUUAAGACUCCAAAGCCUGACUCAAAAAACAAUACACCAGUUCCCCAAAAGUCUGCACAGCAGAAAACUCCUAAGAAAGAGGAAUCUACACCUUCACAGAAAGCAACACCAAAAGAAGCCAAAAAACAGAAACAGUCUGUGUCUGAGACACCAAAAACUCCAAAACAAAAUGGCAAAGAUGAAUCACAAGUUGAAACACCUACCACACCUGCAGGGGAAAGUGCCAAAAAGAAGAAAAAGAACAAGAAAAAGAAGAACAAGGAUAAAAGUGCCAAUAACUCUAUGAAUGAGAGCACAGCUAGCACUCCAGGAAACACAUCAGAAACAACACCAUCUACUCCUAAAAAGAGAGUUGUAGCUGGGGGCACAGUGGUUGAGGACUUGAAGGUUGGACAUGGGCCUGAAGCCAAACCUGGAAAAAUGGUAUCUGUUUACUAUGUUGGAACCCUAGCCAAGAAUAACAAAAGAUUUGAUUCAUGCACAGAUGGCAAGCCAUUCCGUUUUAGACUCAACCAGGGGGAAGUAAUCAAAGGCUGGGAUGUAGGAGUCAAUGGAAUGAAAGUUGGAGGCAAAAGAAAAAUAACAAUCCCAGCAAGUCAAGGUUAUGGCAAUGCAAAACAAGGUCCCAUCCCACCAAAUUCAACCCUUGUGUUUGAAGUGGAAUUGAAAGCUGUUAGUUGAAGGGAUUAAUAAUUUUAUUCAUUUUAAUGAUUUUAACAUGUGUUCAUCAAGUAUACUUUCCAAUAAUGCCAUUUUUAUUUUAUUGCUUUUCUAAUAUGCCAUAUCAGACUGCAUGUUUGGUUAGUAAAUUUACAACAAACUCUGUGACAAUAUGUGGUUCAUGUUAAACAUUUGUAUGUAAAUCUAUGUUAAUUAAGGACAGAUCUAAGUUCAUGUAGGCUGAGUGUUAGGGAUAAGAUUAGCAUUUUAAAUAGGCAGGGCAUUUCUAGGGAGGUCGCUCUGUUGCAUGAAUAUUUUUUAAUUUGUUGUUGUUGUAAAUUUAAGCUGAUAAUUUUUAAUGUUUGGUUGUUGAUCUGAUGGGCAUUAAUAAAAUUGAUGUUA